UUGAUUAUAUUUUUUUAAACCAAGUAUUCAGGAGGGAAUCUACUACGUAUUUUCUCUUUUCAGGAUAACCAAACGAAAAAGCGAAAGAAUCUUAAAAAUAUUCAAUUUCAUAAUAAAAUGGAUGCAGAGAUAGAGGCGGGAAGGUUCCUUAAUCAGACGCUUGGAGCUUGGGGAGAUUCUUGGAGGUCGCCGCUAUUUCGGCAGGACAUCAUUCGUAAACUUGAAGAAGCCAUUAAAGCAUCAAACAAACAAUUAGACGGCUCCGCUUUAGAAGACCACAUCUACAAGAUAACAUCAACACGCGACGAAUAUCUUCGGCUCGUCUAUAAUCUGGAGAGUCGUUUCAUCAAGAAAGACAGUGACAGAACUGGCAAUCGCCGUGCAACAGACGAUGUAGACAGUGAUCUGGAGGUAUUUCUAGUCAUGACAAUACAUGCUGACGGAAGACAAGAGAUUUACGACGAACAACUCAAUCGUUACCUGAACCGUUUGUAAAACUCAUGUUUUUAGCAGAAAAACGACUCAAAAUGCAUCUCUUUGCUGUCAAUCCAGUUUGGAGCACUUUUUUCCUUAUUAUUCACGAGAUUUUAAAAGGAAAUUAAUAAAAAGUAAUUACUACAUGAAAGCAAGAUGGAUUAUUUAACACGUUGACAGUUCAGUGACCCAUAUACGAGUCAUGACGCACUAGCUCCAUACGUCCGUGACCCAUAUACGGGUCAUGACGCACUAGCUCCAUACGUCCGUGACCCAUAUACGGGUCAUGACGCACUAGCUCCAUACGUCCGUGACCCAUAUACGGGUCAUGACGCACUAGCUCCAUACGUCCGUGACCCAUAUACGGGUCAUGACGCACUAGCUCCAUACGUCCGUGACCCAUAUACGGCUCACUCAGUAAGUCACUAAGGUAAUUAUUACAUUAAAGCUGUACAACGCCAUCUAUAUUGAUUUUGGUGAACGUAGCCUGGAAAGUCCUUCAGUAUAACCUUACCUACACGUCUUCUCAAGCCAAAAAUAAAUAAAUAAUUUUAGUAGAUAUCUUAUACCUUGUACUUUUUAGACUAGAAAUGUU
This is a messenger RNA of Pectinophora gossypiella (pink bollworm), 1069 nucleotides long. Its product is annotated as mediator of RNA polymerase II transcription subunit 15-like. Gene Ontology annotation, molecular function: transcription coregulator activity. The transcript has 3 exons. Lineage: Eukaryota; Metazoa; Arthropoda; Insecta; Lepidoptera; Gelechiidae. Gene Ontology annotation, biological process: regulation of DNA-templated transcription. The coding region runs from base 118 to 495 and encodes 125 amino acids. The record is from RefSeq and is a predicted model, not a curated record.